UCCUCCAAUUAUCGAUAUUAUAUAAAUUAUGUCACCCAAGAUUUUAUGUGUUAUUUAAUGGUUAAAUUAAUAAUUUCAUUAGUUUAAGGAUGUAAUUAGAAUAUUUGUAUAUGUAUAUGUUUUUUCUUUAUGAAAAGAAACACUGAGUAAGAAGAAGAUUUUUACAGGUAAAUAUUUAUUUGAUAGUGGCGGUAGAUUUUUAAAUUCCGUAAGUGUGGUUAAAAAUCAUAUUUUCAUAAUAAAUAUUUAAAAGUAGGAUAAAUUAUGUUAACGGUGUAUGUACAAGAGCUAAGAACUUUUAGAAAAUUGUCAUGUACUUUUAGAUAUAUAUUUUUAACCUUCAAAAGGGGGGUUUUUUUUCCAUCUUUAACAAAGUCAUUCAGUCGAAUUUCUUCGUUUUAGUUCUCUCUUUUUAUAUACCAUGUACGCCAUUUAUUUAUAAAACUAAAUCACUUUAUUAAUUAAUUAAAAAAUCAUUAGAAAAUUUAAAACACGGGGUAAGCGGGGUUUAAGGGUAGAAUAAGAAAUGGACUAGGGAAGAAAAACACUGUAAAUUAAUGGCCGAAAUGGGAGACGGUAAUAAGAAAGGGUUGGAUCUGCCAUCCGAUAAGCAUGCCAACUUGAAGACUGCUUCAAGUGAUGAAGAUCUCAACCACAUUCUUCUUCAUAUCAAGUCUUCUAAAUCUCCUACAGUUAUAAAUUACGGAGCCUCAUGGUAUGCACACAAUCUGUUUGGUGUAAAGUUUCUGUGACAAAAGAAUCUGUUUGUAGCCAGAUUCUUCCUGCGUUUUGCAAAUUGAGCAACCAGUUCCCCAAGCUCUCUUUCGUAUACGCAGAUAUUGAUGAAUGCCCAGAAACCAGGAAGCACAUUCGUUACACUUCGACAUUUCAUUUUUAUCGAGAUGGAGAAAGGGUGGACGAGAUGUUUGGUGCUGGAGAAGAGCGGCUUCAUGAUCGCUUGUGGUUACAUUCCUGAAGCAAUAUUUUCUGGAAACCAAUGCUCUCCUCCAGUCCAAGUCCCAUUUAUUUGGACGGAUAGGAUGUGAUUUUGUUCAAUUAUUUCUAUUUGUAUCAUACAUUUACAUAUUGGAAACUCAUGUGCAUGUUCAAAUUUAGAUAUCUAUGAUUAUAAUAAAUAUAUAAUAAAUAGAUUGUUUA
Molecule: messenger RNA, 1158 nt
Organism: Gossypium raimondii (Peruvian cotton)
Lineage: Eukaryota; Viridiplantae; Streptophyta; Magnoliopsida; Malvales; Malvaceae
Product: thioredoxin-like 3-3
Exons: 2
Coding region: 713-976 (87 amino acids)
Source: RefSeq, a predicted model, not a curated record